This is a messenger RNA of Fundulus heteroclitus (mummichog), 2442 nucleotides long. Its product is annotated as neuroepithelial cell-transforming gene 1 protein. The record is from RefSeq and is a predicted model, not a curated record. Gene Ontology annotation, biological process: positive regulation of Rho protein signal transduction; intracellular signal transduction. Lineage: Eukaryota; Metazoa; Chordata; Actinopteri; Cyprinodontiformes; Fundulidae. Gene Ontology annotation, molecular function: guanyl-nucleotide exchange factor activity. Bases 155 to 1879 code for a protein of 574 amino acids. The transcript is spliced from 12 exons.
AAACUUCCGCCGUCUUGUGUGUGUGUUGUCAUUGAUUCCGUGUUUUCUUUGUAUGUUUAAAGGCACUUUUUAAGUCCCGAACUUGCGUUUUUCUCACCGUUUAGUCAUUAAUACACAUCGGUAGAGGAUAUUUUAAAACGCGUCGACUCGCACAAUGGAAGAAAACGAGGAAUUUAGUGGAAGGACGGUGGAAAACCCGAAGCAGAAACUACGGAGGAUUUCAUCGAGGACGUCUACUACGAGUGUCAUUAGCGCUGCAGAGCCGUCCCCGAAAAGACUGCGCAGGAACAACUCAAAGAAACCGCCCCUGCAGAGAGGCAGCUCGUUCACCUUCCUCACUCCAGGGACGCCGUGGGACUUCAGUCUAAAAAGAAAGCGCAAAGAAAAGGAGGAUGACACCGUCAGUCUCUCCAGCUUUGACCUUAAGGAGCCCAAUAAUAAGCGAGUGCGAUCUCUGGCCAAAGUUUCAUCCCUCGUCAACCUGAUGUCUCCGUCGAAAAAUGGAGCAGUACGGCGCUUCGGACAGUCCAUACAGUCAAUGACUUUACGUGGCGAUGGGAAGUCCCCGGGGACGACGCUCAGAGCGGCCAGCAAGGCCCCAGGUCCGACCCCCACCAAACGCAGGAACAGCACGCUGUGGUCGGAGACGCUAGACGUGCAUCAGAAGAGCGCUUUCUCUGCCAAGGAGAUCAAAAGACAAGAGGCGAUUUACGAGCUUUUCAGGGGUGAGCAGGACCUCAUCGAGGAUCUGCAGCUGGCACGAAAGGCGUACCACGAUCCCAUGCUCAAGCUCUCCAUCAUGACCCAGGAGGAACUGGCUCACAUCUUUGGGGACCUGGACGCAUACAUCCCCCUGCAUGAGUACUUACUCAUGAAGCUCACAGAGGAAACAGGCCCCGAUGGAACAGUCGCUCAGAUCGGCCAGAUAGUAGUCGACUGGCUGCCUGGCCUGAAUGCCUACAAAAACUACUGCAGCAACCAGCUUGCAGCCAAAGCUCUGCUGGACCAGAAGAAGCAGGACAAGCGGGUGCAGGACUUCCUGCAGCGCUGCCUGGAGUCGCCUUUCAGCAGGAAGCUGGACCUGUGGAGCUUUCUGGACAUCCCGCGUUCACGUCUGGUCAAAUACCCGCUGCUGUUGAGGGAGAUCCUCAGACACACUCCUCCCGAUCACCCCGACGUAGCCAGUCUGGAGAGAGCGAUCACAAUAAUCCAGGACAUUUUGUCUGAUAUCAACGUGAGAAAAGGGGAGUCUGAAUGCCAGUAUUACAUAGACAAACUGGACUUCCUGGAUGAAAAGCAGCGGGACCCUCUCAUAGAUGAGUGUAAGAGCCUCCUCUGUCACGGCGAGCUUCGGACCAAGAGCGGUUCGAGGCUACACGUGUUCCUCUUCGCUGAGCUGCUGGUUCUGACCCGGCCAGUGACGCGCAACGACAGGAGCUGCUUCCAGGUGUAUCGGCAGCCCAUCCCAGUCCGAGACCUGGUCCUGGAGGACAUCCAGGACGGAGAGAUCCGCUUAGGGGGGUCCUUCAGAGGGGCUUUCACUAACGGAGAGAAAGCUAAGAAUGUUUUCCGCGUGAGCUCCAUGGACCCGUCCCACGGCCAGUCCCACACCCUGCACGUCAGCGACGUUUACCACAAGCAGCAGUGGCUCAACUGUCUGCGCACCGCCAUCACCCAACAGCAGGGGGCUCCAACCAGAGUCCAGCAGGAGGAGUCCAUCCUCCCCUCUCCCAUCUCAUCAGCCAACAUCUGUGAUGAAGAGUCAGACGAGAACUGUCCCCCUGCUCCUGGCCCUAAGCUCAGGCGUCAGACGCUCUCCAAAAGCAGGAUGGAGCAGAAGUCACAAGGAUCACAAAGGAGGAAGGAAACUGGAGUGUAGACAGCAUGUGUCCUGUCAGUCAAGUUUGCGUCUAGCUUUGCUGCACUGAAAACCCCGUCCAAAUUUGUUGUUUGUCUUUUUUUAAAAACGUGAAUUUAGUUUACAAAAAAAAAAAAAAAGAAUCGGCGAAGCCGUGCCUCUUGAUUGUGUUUAAAGUUUUAUACCACUUCUGUCUGUGCGGUUUCUUUCUGUGGUCAAUGUGUGUAAAAUGUCUCAGCUAUCAUGUGCGAAGCUGCCCGAUGAGUUGUUCGCUCCAAGAUAAAGGGAUCCGUAAACCGACGUACCAGCUGAGCUCCUCACAUAUCUCAAGAUGUCACUAUCCACCAACGAUAAGAUAUGAACAUUACUUGGAAAACAGAAUAAGAUAUAUAUGUGUGUGUGUGUGUGUUUGUAAUCUUAGUAAAUCUGAGUUAAAGGACAAAAACAUUUGCUCUUAGUCCUGGGUUUUAUUGGCUGGGAGAUGUUUGCCCUUCAACACAUUCACAUUCCAGCUGUACUUUGGCCCCUUUAGCCACUUCCUACUACUGAGGGUUUUUUUUUUUUUUUCAAACAUGGUAUUUGUA